Mollisia scopiformis is the source of this 1434-nucleotide messenger RNA. RefSeq lists its product as uncharacterized. NCBI's taxonomy places the organism in Eukaryota, Fungi, Ascomycota, Leotiomycetes, Helotiales, Mollisiaceae. The transcript has 3 exons. The record is from RefSeq and is a predicted model, not a curated record. The coding region runs from base 213 to 1244 and encodes 343 amino acids.
GGAUGUUGAGACAAGGUUUGCUCCUUCUGACGCGCGACGGUUUUAGCGCGUCACGCUAGCACGUUACUUUGACUUCACUCCUUCUCAAUUCCAAAUUGCACUUAUAAUUCAUUGCUGUCCUGAAUCAAUUCGAAGAUCCUGAAUACACACAUCUGAUCUGAUUCAGACUGAAUUCAAUCGACCACCAUGAGUCUCGUUCUCAAUCUCAAAUCAUGUUGUCCAGUCUGCAACUCAACCGAGAGACUGGCACGAUGCAGGCCUGCCAUGUCAUGCCGUAUUGUGGCCCUGAGCACCAAGUCGCCCAUCGGAAUGACCACAAGAAACUUUGCAAUGCUAUCAAGGAAUCCAAGGAGCACCUUGAUCUGGAAGAACAGAAAUUGCGUGAUCUUCCACCCGACGCGUUCCAUCCAGCCAAGAUCUUCGAGGAACAUGCCGGCGAAUUCUGGGGCUUGAUGGAGACCAGACCCUACAUGCAAGCGAGAUUUGGUUUUGUCGAUGCUCUCACCAAGAUCAAGACCACAAAUUCCGUUCAACUGGCCUUCGACAAUGCCUGGGACAUGCUCCGACUUUGUCGUAGUGACAACAUGGGGCUGCGCGAUUUAGUUCCAAGCCUCUUUCUUCGUCUUGGAAGAGACCAGGAGUGCUACGAUUUCCUCAAAUGGUAUGCUGAUGAUGAAUAUGAUUGGGGCGAUAUGUCUCUUCCGUUCCUCGAUCUCAAGGACGCCGAUGUCUUUGAGCCGGUCGAUAAAUUCGUUGAAGAAUUCGCCGAUACCUCUCAUGCUAUAGCUCUUACGCUGAUCAAGAUCCGACUCCUCCUCGAACUGCGAAAUCUGAAGGAUUUAGAAAUUGUGGGCGAGAAGCUGCCAAGAGAAAUGCUUGACAACGUUCAGGAUCAGCUACUCAGCCAUGCCAUCUCAAUCAAUCCCAGGAAGAAAGUUAUUCUGGAGAAGGGUGACGAAUUUGAUGACUUGAUGUCAGAAUUGAAGCUUCAGAUCAAUGAGCUUCAUGUGGCUGUCCACAAGGGGAACAAAUACUUCUGGCGAUUCCUUCUGCACCCUGGACAGGCCUUGACAUCUCCCAUAAGUGCAUACUCCAGCGACUCAUACGAAGAAAUGGUGCUUUAUCUUCAGUACUGCUACGAUUCAUGGGUAGAGACGCCUGGUGCUAUCACCAUUAUUCAGCAACUCGAGGACGACGAGUUUUUGGAUGAGGAUGAUGAUACUUACGAGGUUAUAGAUGAAUAAGUGGGAAAUGCGUCUCCAGCCUGUCGGUCUACACGGUGGAGAGAGCUAGCCAAGGUUUCUCUCACUUGCCGAAAGUUAGGACAUAGAUCAUUUUCGAACCAUAUUUCGCGGAGUUUCUGGAAGACAUUGGUUGUCGGCGAUUUUGAUUCAUCACAAACUACUGUACAAUAGCCAGCUAUGAACUCUCAAC